AUGAAAUUCCUCGCUGUCGCCACCGCCGUCGUCUCGACCCUCCUCUUGGCCACCUCCAACGUCGAGGCCCACGUUACCGCCAACCCCUCCGUCGGUGUCUCUGGAGCAUACUUCCAGACCAACUUCCGCGUCCCCCACGGCUGUGACGGUAACGCCACCGACCUCGUCAUCGUCGAGAUCCCCAAGGACGUCACCUCGGUCAAGCCCCGCGCCACCUACCCCUGGAACACCACCAUCAACAUGGUUCCCCUCGCCGUCCCCAUCGUCACCCCCACCGGCACCGUUAACACGACCGUCGGUUCCAUCACCUGGUCAAACGGCAACCUCGCCGAUAGCAUGUACGAGGAUUUCGGCCUCCAGUUCAAGCUCCCCCAGAUGAUCGGACCCCUUUACUGGAGCGUUUACCAGCACUGCAUCAACGGUGCCUGGAACAACUGGACCAACGUCCCCGAUGCCAGUGGCAAGACUGCCGGCUUCCCCGCUGCCGUCAUCAACAUCUCCAACACCACCACCACUGCCCCCGGAACUAGCAGCCCUUCCACCGGUGGUGACAGCAAGAGCGCCGCUAUUGUUUCCCAGAUCUUUGGUCUUGGCCAGGUUGCCCUCGUCGGUGCCGGUGCCUUGAUGUUGGCCAUGCUUUAA
Molecule: messenger RNA, 642 nt
Organism: Linnemannia hyalina
Lineage: Eukaryota; Fungi; Mortierellomycota; Mortierellomycetes; Mortierellales; Mortierellaceae
Source: the annotation of a GenBank genome assembly